Messenger RNA from Brachypodium distachyon (stiff brome), 2689 nucleotides. RefSeq names its product soluble starch synthase 2-2, chloroplastic/amyloplastic. Gene Ontology annotation, molecular function: alpha-1,4-glucan glucosyltransferase (UDP-glucose donor) activity. The transcript is spliced from 8 exons. The coding region runs from base 312 to 2336 and encodes 674 amino acids. Lineage: Eukaryota; Viridiplantae; Streptophyta; Magnoliopsida; Poales; Poaceae. The record is from RefSeq and is a predicted model, not a curated record.
UUCCUCGCCGCAGCGCUUCUGGCUCUCGCCCCCGGCCGCUCUCGGGCUCCGAGCUCCACCACACAAGCCGCUCAACUCUCUCUCGGCCUCCAAAGCUCCUCCUCCGCCUCCGCCUCCCGGGCCCCGCCACGUGGCCCCGGCGAGAACCCGCAGCCACACACCGAGGAGCGCAGAUCUUUCUCCCCCCGCGCUUAAUUCCCUCGUGCGCGCGCGCACCGUCGCUCGCCAUCGUCCUCGUGCUUCACCUUGUUCGAUUCGCUCCUCCCCUCUCCCGGAGCCACCGAAGACUUCUGGCGCUCGGGGCUAGCUCAAUGUCGGGGGCCGUCGCGUCCUCGUCCGCGGCGUUUCUCUUGCUCGUGGCCAACUCCUCCUCGUCGCUGCGGCGGCGGCGGAGCAGGGUGAGCACCGCAGUGCGCUCCUACGGUGCCGCCGGGACGCGGCUGCAUUGGGCGCGGCGGGGUUUUACUUGGGACGGAGCCGUGCUGUGCGCCGCGUCGGCGGCGGCUGGUGGCGAGGAGGGCGCGGCGGCAGGGGAGAGCUCGAAGGGGGUCUCUGUGCAGCGCGGCAAGGUCAAGGCUGCUAGAAACAAGGAUCCUGCUUCAUCACCCAAAGCUGCGACAUCGGCACUGAAGCAAGACAGUAGCGUUGCAAAGCAAAAUGGGGCUGCUGUCUCUAGGGACGAAUCAGGUGCGCGAGUCGCUGAAUCGACGGCUGCAUCGGGUUAUUGGAAAGAUGUGGUUGUCGCGGAACCGGUGGAAGCUAAGGUUGAUGCUGCUGGAGAUGCAGAGGUGGCGACUUCUGCUGCAGACGACAGUGAAAACAAGGGGUCAUAUGUUCCUUUGGCUGGGCCAAACGUGAUGAAUGUCGUCGUCGUGGCUUCUGAAUGUGCUCCUUUCUGUAAAACAGGUGGGCUUGGAGAUGUUGUGGGUGCUUUGCCCAAGGCUCUGGCGAGAAGAGGACAUCGUGUUAUGGUUGUGAUACCCAAAUACGGUGAUUACGCAGAAGCCUGUGAUCUAGGUGUUCGCAAACAUUACAAGGUUGCAGGACAGGAGUCAGAAGUGACUUACUUUCACUCUUACAUCGAUGGAGUUGAUUUUGUCUUCCUAGAGGCUCCUCCCUUCCGGCACCUGCAUAAUGAUAUUUAUGGAGGAAAAAGAACGGAUGUUCUGAAGCGCAUGAUUUUGUUCUGCAAGGCUGCUGUUGAGGUUCCCUGGUACGCUCCAUGCGGUGGUGUUGUCUAUGGUGAUGGCAAUUUAGUCUUCAUUGCAAAUGAUUGGCAUACCGCACUUCUACCUGUUUAUCUAAAGGCGUAUUACCGAGACAAUGCCUUGAUGCAGUAUGCUCGCUCUGUGCUCGUGAUACACAACAUUGCUCAUCAGGGACGUGGCCCUGUAGAGGACUUCUUCGACAUGGACUUGCCUGGGCACUACAUUGAUCACUUCAAACUGUACGAUCCCACCGGUGGCGAGCACAACAAUGUGUUCGCUGCCGGCCUGAAGAUGGCAGACCGAGUGGUGACCGUGAGCCACGGCUACAUGUGGGAGCUGAAGACGAUCGAAGGCGGCUGGGGUCUCCACGACAUCAUAAACCAGAACGACUGGAAGCUGCACGGCAUCGUGAACGGCAUCGACACGGCCGAAUGGAACCCCGAGGUGGACACGCACCUUCACUCGGACGACUACACCAACUACACAUUCGAGACGCUGGACACGGGCAAGCGGCAGUGCAAGGCGGCGCUGCAGCGGGAGCUGGGCCUGCAGGUGCGUGACGACGUGCCGGUGAUCGGCUUCAUCGGUCGCUUGGACCGGCAGAAGGGCGUGGACCUCAUCGCCGAGGCGAUGCCGUGGAUCACGCAGCAGGACGUGCAGCUGGUGAUGCUGGGCACGGGGCGCGCCGACCUGGAGGACAUGCUGCGGCGGUUCGAAGGCGAGCACAGGGACAAGGUGCGCGGCUGGGUCGGGUUCUCGGUGAAGAUGGCGCACCGGAUCACGGCGGGCGCGGACGUCCUGCUGAUGCCGUCCCUGUUCGAGCCUUGCGGGCUGAACCAGCUCUACGCCAUGGCGUACGGCACGGUGCCCGUGGUGCACGCCGUGGGCGGGCUCCGGGACACGGUGGCGCCGUUCGACCCGUUCGGCGGCACGGGGCUCGGGUGGACGUUCGACCGCGCCGACGCCGGCAGGAUGAUCGACGCCCUGGGCCACUGCCUCAACACGUACUGGAACUACAAGGAGAGCUGGAGGGGCCUGCAGCAGCGCGGCAUGUCGCAGGACCUCAGCUGGGACCAUGCCGCCGAGCUCUACGAGGACGUCCUCGUCAAGGCCAAGUACCAGUGGUGAAUGAAUCGUUGCUGAAGCUAUUCCUCGCUGCGCCUGCACCGGGAAGUCGCGUUUUUUUAAGCCAGCACGUUGAAUCUGGCGAUUACUGGCAGGAGUUCGGGCUCGCGAUGUCGAUUUACCACCGGGCGGCAGAGAGCGACGGUGGAAGUGAAUAGUGCCGGACUGACGGCGCCACGCCUUUCUGGCUGGGGACAUGUAUACGGAUGUAGCACACCACUUUCUUUUUGGUCACGUUCGAGCCCCGGGGGUUGGUUGAAUGGUCCGGUUUUAUGUGAGUUAUACUGACGAAUCCGAGUCGCGGUGUUUGUAUAUGUUACCCAUUCUUUUGAGCCAAUGGUUCUCUUCUUGUUUUA